AACAAGUGAACAGACGAUAUCCAAUUAUCCACCGUUCAAAAAAAAAAACACAGCGACAGCGUACUUGUUUACCAGUUCGUGUUCACAACAAAUUUGUAUUCGCAAGAAAACAAAAAACGAAUUUAAACCAAGAUAGGAUUCUCAUCGAUUCACCAUGCUGCGGAAGUCAUUCUCUCAUGUAUUAAAUGUUCACAAGAAAUCAGGAAAUAGGUGGAGUAAAACCAUACUGGCUCGCCUUAACACUAAACCAGAAGAAAUAGAAGACAUGCAAAAUUCUCUUGGUCAACAAGUUUGGGAGGAUUCUCUACGGAAGUUUCAAGAUUUGGGUUUCUCUUUGAAGCAAACUACAAAAAUGCUUCUUGACAAUCCACUGUUACCAAGCUAUCAGACUGAUAAGCUAUGCCACAGCUUUGACGUGUUGAAAUCUGUUGGUUUUAAAACCGAAGAAAUUAAAGAAGUUCUUGUUCAGGAACCCAAAAUCUUUGAUCGUGAUCCUCGAAUAUUGAAGAAGAACCAUUUAAAUUUAACAAAGCAGUUAGGCGACCAUCAAGGAAGAAUUGCAGCACUUGCUGCACCCAACACCUUGAUUGACAACAGUUUAAUCACUAACCAAAAAAUUGACUAUUGCAUUAUGGAGAUGUUGAUCAACAAACCUACUAUUGCCAAAUCAAAAAUUCUCAAGUGCCCUUACAUCUUGAUUAAGACCCGGCAUAAGUUUGCCUAUAGGUCAGGCUUCUAUAAGAAAAUCGAUCCAAAGAACAAAGAAGGAUUGGCAAAUAAUCCAAGUAUUCCUGACCUAUUUUUUUCUUCUGACAAAAUUUUUCUGUCCCAAUUCAAAGGCUUUAGUCUUGAAGACUAUGUCGUUUUCGAAGAGAUGAUGAUGAGUGAAGAAGAUAGUUUCAAUGAUGAAGAUGAGAAGGCCGAUGACAAAGACGACCAGACAGAUGAAGAUUCAGAUGAUGAAAAUGUUUCAAAAGGAAAAAAAAACUACUCUCGUCGCAAAUAAUUUUGUUCAUAGCAUAGAACUUUUCAAAUUAAGGAUUAAAUACAACAUUGGUAACCACUAACCAGCAAAAAAGCUUGGGUGUGUUGUAUUAAACAGUAGUUUCAGACGAACAAAGCUGAACAAUUUUGAAACAAAGACUGGCGAACUAUUUUUAAAAAAUGGAAUGCAAAAAAUGUUUAGCCUACCCCAAAAAUUCGGAAUUUCAACAACAGUGGGCGAACGACUUCUUCACAAUUAAGUUUUUAAUUCAACGAAUUAGGAUUCGAUAUUCUACUGCUUGCCAUUGUUCAAAUCUGCGAAAAAAGAACAAGUUGAUUAUUGAUACAGCUGUCUAUUAAGUAUAAAAUUUUUUACUAAUGGGAUUUAGAAGUUGAUUUAUCCGAUCGUUUGGCUUUGGUUUCAGUAAUUUUUUUAUGUUUCUUUUGCUGAUGGUGGCGGGGUGUAUACUUCUUUCCUGGUUUUGUUGGGCGAUUUAACUUGGUUUUUUUCGUUGUCCUUAAUUGAGAAUGGUGGGUAGGAGUGAGCGUCGGGCCAGUAUGGUGAGUCGUAGUGGACACCUUACGCUCUGCCGGAACUGGACUUUUGGUCGAGGUUUUACGGCUACUGGUAGUUGCUGUAGCUGGAGUAGAACGAACUGCCCUCGGAUGCCGACCAGCUACUUCGAAUCCUUCUUCCGCUAAAAAUCAAUUAAUUUACCCAAUGAUGCUGGCAGUGGAUGCAGUGACUCUUCCAUUGGCCAUAGGAGAACAGGUACGAUGCAAAGCAAAAAAAGUGUUCCGAUGCAUACA
Daphnia pulicaria is the source of this 1794-nucleotide messenger RNA. Its product is annotated as transcription termination factor 4, mitochondrial-like. Gene Ontology annotation, biological process: regulation of DNA-templated transcription. The transcript is spliced from 3 exons. The coding region runs from base 155 to 1006 and encodes 283 amino acids. The record is from RefSeq and is a predicted model, not a curated record. NCBI's taxonomy places the organism in Eukaryota, Metazoa, Arthropoda, Branchiopoda, Diplostraca, Daphniidae. Gene Ontology annotation, molecular function: double-stranded DNA binding.